Molecule: messenger RNA, 956 nt
Organism: Darwinula stevensoni
Lineage: Eukaryota; Metazoa; Arthropoda; Ostracoda; Podocopida; Darwinulidae
Source: the annotation of a GenBank genome assembly
AUGUCACAUGGCUCCGUUUCUUCGUUGAAGGUCUCCCCCGUACUGCCUCCUCGUCCUGGACGAGUUCCUCUGCGCGACCGGCGACGACGACGGGGUCGUGAAAGUGUGGGACUACAGGCAGCCGCGCUGCGCCAUGGAGAUGAAGAAGAUGGACGACUACGUGAGCGCAAUGGAGUCCCACGAGGCCAGGAAGAUCCUGAUCUGCACCUCCGGGGAGGGGACGCUCACGGCCUUCAACGUGAGGGCGAAGCGCAUGGAGAUGCAGGUGCGUUGCGUUCGAGCGAUUUCCGUCGCUCCUCCGUCGCCUGUCGGCCUGUGGUUGGAGGGCGGGAGGCGGAGGAUGUGCAUGGCAGGUCGGAGUUGUACGAGAGCGAGCUGACGAGUCUGGCGGUGCUGCGACACGACACGAAGGUCGUGGUCGGAUCGGACGAGGGAGCCCUCUACGUCUUCAACUGGGGGCAGUUUGGUUACCACAGCAACAAGUUCUCCAAGCAUCCUGAUGCUAUCAACUGCUUGAAGAAAGUCAACGACAAUGUCGUCAUCACGGGCUCUGAUGAUGGCUGCUUGAGAGCCGUCCACAUGUUCCCUGAUCGUGUCCUGGGAGUGGUGGGGCAGCACAGCAAGAACACCAGCGUGGAGGCCUUGUCCGUGUCCCACGAUGGGCAGAUGUGUGCCUCUGCCGGGACGGAUCAGACCGUUCGGUUCUGGAACAUUGAAUACCUGGAGCAUGUGCGGGUGAAUGUGAAGGAGAAGGCCGAUCCCAAGGCCAUGGAGAAGAAUCUGCCAUCCUCCCGGAUCCAGGAUCCCCGUGCCUUCUUUGCCGGUCUCCAGGAUGAAGAAAAGGGCGACACGUGACCUCUGACCUUGUUUCAUACUCGCAAUUCUGUUUGUGGAAUGCAAUUGCUUGUUGAGAAAGUCUAGUCUUGACGAAUCCAGUCAUUCUUUAAAUGCAUACA